Messenger RNA from Ananas comosus (pineapple), 3837 nucleotides. Its product is annotated as 5'-3' exoribonuclease 3. The coding region runs from base 148 to 3492 and encodes 1114 amino acids. Gene Ontology annotation, molecular function: RNA binding; zinc ion binding; 5'-3' RNA exonuclease activity. Gene Ontology annotation, biological process: nuclear-transcribed mRNA catabolic process. Gene Ontology annotation, cellular component: nucleus. The transcript is spliced from 23 exons. The record is from RefSeq and is a predicted model, not a curated record. Lineage: Eukaryota; Viridiplantae; Streptophyta; Magnoliopsida; Poales; Bromeliaceae.
UCUCUCUCUCUCUCUCUCUCUCUCCACCGCUCCCGCGGUACCUAGGGUUUCGCUCUUCGACCUCUCUCUCCCACCCUCGAUCUCUCCCGCCGCUCUUCUCCUUUCUCUUUCUCGAUCGUAGGGGACCCGGAUCUCGGCGGAGCGGCCAUGGGAGUGCCAGCGUUCUACCGAUGGCUCGCGGAGAAGUACCCGAUGGUGGUGGUGGACGUGGUGGAGGAGGAGCCCGUGGAGAUCGAGGGGGUCAAGGUCCCCGUCGACACCUCCAAGCCCAAUCCUAACGGGCUCGAGUUCGACAACCUCUACCUUGACAUGAAUGGGAUCAUCCACCCCUGCUUCCACCCUGAUGAUCGGCCGGCUCCCACCACUUUUGAUGAGGUCUUCCAGUGCAUGUUUGAUUACAUUGAUAGACUGUUUGUCAUGGUCCGCCCUCGAAAGCUUCUAUAUAUGGCGAUUGAUGGUGUUGCCCCUAGAGCUAAGAUGAACCAGCAGCGCUCGAGACGAUUCAGAGCAGCAAAAGAUGCAGCUGAUGCAGCUGCAGAAGAAGAACGUUUACGACAAGAGUUUGAGAAGGAAGGCAGAAAGCUUCCUCCAAAGCAGGAAUCACAAGUCUUUGAUUCUAAUGUUAUUACGCCAGGGACAGAAUUUAUGGAUGUUUUAUCGGUAGCAUUGCAAUAUUAUAUUCACCUGAGAUUGAAUUAUGACCCUGGCUGGAAGCAAAUUAAGGUUAUGCUAUCUGAUGCAAAUGUUCCUGGCGAAGGGGAGCACAAAAUUAUGUCAUACAUUCGCCUUCAACGAAAUCUGCCUGGUUAUAAUCCAAAUACUCGACACUGUCUGUAUGGUCUGGAUGCAGAUUUGAUCAUGUUAGCUCUGGCAACACAUGAAGUGCAUUUUUCGAUAUUGAGAGAGAUUGUUUUCACACCUGGACAGCAAGACAAGUGUUUUUUGUGUGGACGGAUGGGCCAUUUGGCUGCAGAUUGCCAGGGAACUGCAAAAAGAAAAGCCGGGGAAUUUGAUGAGAAGGGUGAAGAUGUUUCAAUUGCAAAAAAACCUUAUCAGUUUCUAAAUAUUUGGACUCUUCGCGAGUAUUUGGAGUAUGAAUUCAGAGUUCCUAAUCCUCCCAUUGAGAUUGACUUUGAGCGGAUAGUUGACGAUUUCAUCUUUAUCUGCUUCUUUGUUGGCAAUGAUUUUCUUCCACACAUGCCGACAUUGGAAAUUCGUGAGGGAGCAAUAAAUUUGUUAAUGGCUGUCUACAAGAAGGAGUUUAGAGCGAUGGGUGGCUAUUUGACUGACUCUAGCAAGCUAAAUAUGGGCAGAGUGGAGCAUUUUAUUCAGUCAGUGGGGUCUUUUGAAGAUAAGAUAUUCCAGAAAAGAGCUCGUUUACACCAGCGUCAAGCAGAAAGAAUAAAACGAGAGAAGGCACAAGCAAAAAGAGGUGAUGAUAUAGAUCCACUAGUCAGAGACAAUCAUAUAGUUCCAGUUGCUCGCUACCGAGGUUCUCGUCUUGCAUCUGGUGCUUUGCCUUCACCAUAUCAGCAGAGCGGGUCUUCGUACAGGUCAGAAAGUAUGAUAUCUACCAGAAAAGAUAACCAAGUUGGACAGGCUACCACUGCAAUGUCGGUGCUCGACAUUAAAGCUAAUCAGAGUGGAACACAUGAUAGUAGAGAGAGUAAUUUUAGAGCCAAAAAGGUGGCACGUUUAUCUUCAGAGGGGGCAACUAUUGGUGCCGCCAUUGUUGAAGCUGAAAAUAGUCUUGAAGUAGAAGUUCGUGAAAACAAAGAUAAUCUGAAAGCAAAGCUCAAAGAACUACUUCGUGAGAAGUCGGAUCUUUUUAACUCUGAAAAUCCGGAGGAAGACAAGGUGAAACUUGGAGAGCCUGGUUGGAAGGACAGGUACUAUGAAGAGAAGUUCGGGGCAAGAACUCCUGAGGAAAUUGAAACAAUACGAAGAGAUGUUGUUUUGAAGUAUACGGAAGGCUUGUGUUGGGUGAUGCACUAUUACUAUGAAGGAGUUUGUUCGUGGCAAUGGUUUUAUCCUUACCAUUAUGCUCCCUUUGCUUCAGAUCUGAAGGAUCUGGCUCAGUUUAAAAUAGAUUUUGUACUUGGUUCACCAUUCAAACCAUUCGAUCAGCUGAUGGGGGUAUUUCCAGCUGCAAGUUCGCACGCACUUCCCAUACACUAUAGGCGAUUGAUGUCAGAUCCGAAUUCGCCCAUUAUCGAUUUUUAUCCAACUGAUUUUGAGGUGGAUAUGAAUGGGAAAAGAUUUUCUUGGCAGGGUGUUGCAAAACUGCCUUUCAUUGACGAGGCUCGCUUACUCCUUGAGAUUGGAAAAGUGGAGCAUACUUUGACGGAUGAGGAAGCACGGAGGAACAGUGUGAUGUUUGACAUGCUUUUUAUUAAUGGAUCUCAUCCUCUUUCUCCAUACAUCUAUUCCCUUGUAAGCAAUUAUGGCCAGCUGCCUGAGAAAGAGAGAGUUGAAGUCAAAGAAAAGCUGGACCCAGCAGCCAGUGGUGGGAUGAAUGGGUACAUUUCGCUUUGUAAUGGAGACCCGUGCCCCCCCGUAUUCAGGUCUCCUGUCAAAGGACUGGAAGAUAUAAUGGAUAAUCGAGUCAUAUGCUCAAUAUACAAACUUCCGGAUCCGCAUAAACACAUAACCCGACCACCACCUGGUGUUAUUUUUCCAAAGAAGACUGUUAGCUCCAGCGACCUGAAACCGCCACCUGUUCUAUGGCAUGAAGAUAAUGGCAGAAGACUGCCUGAAAAUGAAAGGCAAAAUCCUCCAGGAAAUCUAUCGGGUCGACAACUGGGAGAAGCUGCCCAUCGGCUAGUCAUAAACAGUCUCCAGGUUGGUUUUGACCGCAAUGACAGUGUACCAAGGAAUGCUCCUCCCCUGCUGCCAUACAAUAUGGCAGUAGCAAAUGGUAUAGCACACCCUAAUGGGCAACUUUACCCUGUUGAUCAUAGAUCACAGCAAUGGCCCGAGCACCCACAUGCUCAUUCUCAGUUCUACCGUCCUCGAGACCAGUCGUACAAUGGCCCCAAUCAGUGGAACUCUUCCUCGGUGCCGGUUCAUCAUCAUUAUGAAAGAUCAGCACCUUCCACCUAUGAAAGAGAUCAUCAUCAUCACCAUCAUUCCCACAACGGAAGGGGUAGCUACCCCAACUCAAGAUCUAGGGUUUCGGUGCAGAGCUACCAUCAUCAGGACGGUAGUGGCUGUUCGUAUCCUCCAGCAAAUCAGCCUGUGGCCCCACCCCCUGUGGCUCGUGGGCCAUACGGGCAAACUGCACCUUCAUACAAUGGUGGAUACGGGGGAUAUCACCAGAGCUUUGGACCGCAGCAAUGGGGGCAACCCUAUAAUAAUAAUAGUAACAAUGGAAGAGGCCCUCAGUUUAGUCAAUCGCACCAACAAAGUACGAACCGUUACAAUGCUUUGGACAGAGGGUCGAACCGAAGGCCGCCUCCCCAGUCAGGUCAUGGCCGCUACCAGGGUCGGUAAUUCUUCACUACUGUGGAGGCCAUGUUGUAUGUCAGCAGAUUCGCGACAACAAGGGAAAUUGACGAGAGGAGAAAUUGUUCUUAUCCAUGUUGCAUGUCUCUCUCCUUCGGUGGUGAUUCUGCUUGCUCCGAGUUCGUUGCAAGUCGCUUUGUUUUGUUUCUAAAAGGGCAAGAUUGUAUAUUAGCAUCAUGAUGCGGGCCGCGUCAAGCCGGCUGUCGCCUCUAAAAAUUAUAAUUUGAUGUGUUCAUUAAUUUCUUGCAGUAAGUGAUCAUCUACAAAAGCAAUUUCAGUUAAGUUGUCUACAAUUAUUAUUAUUAUAUUUAUGUUAUUAUUAUUUUUUGUUCA